GUCAUUUGUUUUGGUGACCCGUGUGACCAUCAUGCCGCGCGUGCUGAGCUCUUUCGCCUCCCUUGGCGUGGGUGAGGAUCGCUCCUUCGACACUUGCCAAGUUCCUGAAGGUUUGGCACGAAGAAGAAUGCUCACUUCAUUUGAGGAGAAGACAGGCCCUGAUCUGGAGCAAGCAUGUGCAAAAGAGCGGCUGAAGGAGCAGGACAUUGAGGACGAGUCCAAGGAAGCUUCAGCAGACGUACUUGCCUACUCUGCACGUGAGCAUGCGAUACAUGAGGCAUGGAAACAUGCUGAGAGGGCCAACGAGCUCUCAAAGGAAUCUGCGGAGGCUGCCCUGGAGGCUGCAAAUGAGUCCAUGGAGGCCAGACGAAUCUUGGACCAGCACGAUAUCAUUGCCAUUGAGAAUCAAACCCAGGCAGAUGUGGCCAAAGCAGAGGCAGUCCAAGGGCUAGAAUCCUGCUCUGCCUGGCCGCUUGCCACCCUCCCGGUUCCAUUGGAAAAGUGGCUUUGCCGUGGGCUAUUAAGAUGCAGCAGAGGUUCACAGCGACAUUUGAGUGCCUUUCUGUGACUGGCAUCAAUGCCGCUCUUUCCAUGCUGGAACGAAUUCAGAUGGAAACCCUGAGUUCAGAAGGGAAGUACUUGUUUCGUUUGCCACGUGUCAAUGUGCUCGAGAAAA
Messenger RNA from Durusdinium trenchii, 676 nucleotides. The record is from the annotation of a GenBank genome assembly. Lineage: Eukaryota; Dinophyceae; Suessiales; Symbiodiniaceae.